This is a messenger RNA of Cajanus cajan (pigeon pea), 1783 nucleotides long. RefSeq names its product polypyrimidine tract-binding protein homolog 1. The record is from RefSeq and is a predicted model, not a curated record. Gene Ontology annotation, molecular function: RNA binding. NCBI's taxonomy places the organism in Eukaryota, Viridiplantae, Streptophyta, Magnoliopsida, Fabales, Fabaceae.
GGGAUUAAAACGCCAUCGCAAUCGCCAAUCUGAAACCAAUUCCUCACAUUUGGAGAUAGGAAAAUCUCAAACACCUUGUAGAAAAGCGAAAUCAAAUUUGCUCGCCCUAAACCAAAAUAGGAAUCUGCAAGACAUGUCGACCUCGAGCCAGCAGCAGUUCCGGUACACUCAAACCCCCUCCAAAGUUCUGCACCUCCGCAACCUUCCCUGGGAAUGCUCCGAAGACGAGCUCCGAGACCUCUGCAAACCCUUCGGCAAGAUCGUCAACACCAAGUGCAAUGUCGGCGCCAAUCGCAACCAGGCUUUCGUUGAAUUUGCGGAUCUAAAUCAAGCCAUUUCAAUGGUUUCGUAUUAUGCUUCAUCUUCAGAACCUGCAAUGGUUCGUGGUAAAACUGUUUAUAUUCAGUAUUCUAAUAGACAUGAAAUUGUCAACAACAAAAGCCCUGGAGAUAUUCCUGGAAAUGUCUUGCUGGUAACUAUUGAAGGCGUGGAAGCUGGGGAUGUGAGCAUCGAUGUUAUUCACUUGGUGUUUUCUGCUUUUGGCAUUGUUCACAAAAUUGCUACGUUUGAAAAGACAGCAGGUUUCCAGGCUCUGAUUCAGUUUACCGAUGCUGAGAUUGCUUCUUCAGCUAGGGAUGCACUCGAUGGAAGAAGCAUACCAAGAUACCUGCUUCCAGCCCAUGUUGGUUCUUGUAAUUUACGUAUUUCAUACUCUGCACAUAAAGAUCUGAACAUCAAAUUUCAAUCAAAUCGCAGCAGGGACUACACAAAUCCUAUGCUUCCUGUUAAUUAUACUGCUAUUGAGGGGACAGUACAGACUGCUGUAGGCCCUGAUGGGAAGAGGAAAGAACCUGAGAGCAACGUGCUGUUGGCUUCCAUUGAAAAUAUGCAGUAUGCUGUUACCGUCGAUGUCCUCCACACGGUGUUCUCUGCAUUUGGCACUGUACAGAAAAUUGCUAUAUUCGAAAAGAAUGGUCAAACACAGGCACUAAUUCAGUACCCUGAUGUCAUAACGGCAGCAGCUGCAAGAGAAGCUCUGGAGGGGCAUUGCAUUUAUGAUGGUGGCUAUUGUAAGCUUCAUCUAUCAUACUCUCGUCAUACUGAUCUCAAUGUAAAGGCUUUCAGUGACAAAAGUAGAGACUACACAGUGCCCGAUCCUAGUCUGCUUGCAGCACAAGGUCCUGCAACAGCAUGGCAAAAUCAUCAGGCUGCACCUAUGUACCCUGGUAGUGCCCCUGCUUUUCAGACUCAAGUUCCCGGAGGACAAGUUCCAUUAUGGGAUCCAAGCCUUCAGGCUGUUAGACCGAGUUAUGUUUCUGCACCUGGUACUUACCCUGUUCAAACUGGUGCACCCUAUGCACCAGCAUCCAUGCCUUCUGCUUCCUCACCUCUUGCACAAAGCAGCCCCAUUGCUCACAAUGCAAAUCCAAUGGGAAUAGCUCAGCCCAGUGGUGCUUCACUUUCAGUUCCUGGUUCCUCACCUCUCAUGCAAACCAGCCAAGCUGCUCAAGGAUUGAUUCAGCCAAAUGCUAGACCUGGUGGCGCUUCGCCUCCAGGUCAACACUAUUAUGGUUAGAGACUGUUUUACUUUUACAUGAAUGAAUUGAAAGGUAAAUGGUUUUGAUGGAUGACAGGGUGAUGUAAUUGGGGAAUUGUUCGUUUAAAAUUGGUGAAAGUAAUUGGAUGUCAUCGUCAUUGUUAAGUUAGUACUAUUUUAAUUUAAUGGCAACAAUAAUGAUGGAAAAGAAAAGUUAACAAAAAGAUCAACGUUUCUUCAUCUCAA